AUGUGCAAUGUAUCAGUGAGUGAUGAUAUUAUCAUGAUCCCACAGCCUGCUCUUCUAGUGCCUGCUGAUCCACCAGUGUAGGUGUUGUUGUUCUGUGUGUGUGUGUAUGUGGGUUGGGCUGCCUGCUAUAACAGCAUUUUAUCUUCCCCCAUGGCCUGGGGAUUCCAUCCUGGGAUCUGUCAGAGUGUGGAUCCAUCAUCCUCCACUCACUGCAACUGUCACCCUGCCACUGCCAGCCACAGAUACAGUCUUUCCGUGACACUGAUUGUGUCUUUAAUAUUGGAGCUGGUGGCAUCUUAUGGC
Molecule: messenger RNA, 303 nt
Organism: Staurois parvus
Lineage: Eukaryota; Metazoa; Chordata; Amphibia; Anura; Ranidae
Source: the annotation of a GenBank genome assembly